GAUCGGACUCGGUAGUCCCCGGGAAUCCUCGACAAUUUCCGGCAACGGUCUCCUCCUCAGCCGAUCGGCCUCGGGCAUUUCCGGUCCCCUUCGGGCUUUUCCGUCUGGCUCCCGCGCGGAUCUCACCACUUCGGGUAUUUCCGUGUCCCACUCGGAGGUACUCGGCAAUCGCUCGGCCUCCCCCAUCCCCCGGUAACGGUCGCUGGUGAGUUUAAAUGAGCCGGGGCUGGCCGGGCCGGAGCCGCUACGGGGGGGGCCUGAGGCACUGCAGAAAGUGGGCCUGAGCCUCAAGGAUGACGGUGCUGCAGGAACCCGUCCAGGCUGCUAUAUGGCAAGCACUAAACCACUAUGCUUACCGAGAUGCAGUUUUUCUUGCAGAACGACUGUAUGCAGAAGUACACUCAGAGGAAGCCUUGUUUUUAUUGGCAACCUGUUAUUACCGCUCAGGAAAGGCAUAUAAAGCAUAUAGACUCUUGAAAGGACACAGUUGUACUACACCGCAGUGUAAAUACCUGCUUGCAAAAUGUUGUGUUGAUCUCAGCAAGCUUGCAGAAGGGGAACAGAUCUUAUCUGGUGGAGUGUUUAAUAAGCAGAAAAGCCAUGAUGAUAUUGUUACUGAGUUUGGUGAUUCAGCUUGCUUUACUCUUUCAUUGUUGGGACAUGUAUAUUGCAAGACAGAUCGGCUUGCCAAAGGAUCAGAAUGUUACCAAAAGAGCCUUAGUUUAAAUCCUUUCCUCUGGUCCCCCUUUGAAUCAUUAUGUGAAAUAGGUGAAAAGCCAGAUCCUGACCAAACAUUUAAAUUAACAUCUUUACAGAACUUUAGCAACUGUCUGCCCAGCUCUUGCACAACACUAAUAUCUAAUCAUAGUUUAUCUCAUAGACAACCCGAGACCGUUCUUACAGAAACACCCCAGGACACAAUUGAAUUAAACAGACUGAAUUUAGAAUCUUCCAAUUCAAAGUACUCCUUGAAUACAGAUUCCUCAGUGUCUUAUAUUGAUUCAGCUGUAAUUUCACCAGAUACUGUCCCUCUUGGAACAGGAACUUCCAUAUUAUCUAAACAGGUUCAAAAUAAACCAAAAACUGGUCGAAGCUUAUUAGGAGGACCAGCUGCUCUUAGCCCAUUAACCCCAAGUUUUGGGAUUUUGCCAUUAGAAACCCCAAGUCCUGGAGAUGGAUCCUAUUUACAAAACUACACUAAUACAUCUUCUGUAAUUGACGUGCCAUCUACUGGAGCCCCUUCAAAAAAGACUUUUUGUGUUUUACAGUCUGUUGCCAGAAUCGGCCAAACUGGAACAAAGUCUGUCUUCUCACAGAGCGGAAAUAGUCGAGAGGUAACUCCAAUUCUUGUUGCACAAACACAAAGUUCUGGCCCACAAACAAGUACAACACCUCAGGUAUUGAGCCCCACUAUCACAUCUCCCCCAAACGCAUUGCCUCGAAGAAGUUCGCGACUCUUUACUAGUGACAGCUCUACAACCAAGGAGAAUAGCAAAAAGUUAAAAAUGAAGUUUUCCACCUAAAAUCCCAAACAGAAAAACUAAAGUAAAACUAACAAAGGAGGAAUAACUCAACCUAACUUAAAUGAUAGCCUGGAAAUUACAAAAUUGGACUCUUCCAUCAUUUCGGAAGGGAAAAUCUCCACAAUCACACCUCAGAUCCAGGCAUUUAAUCUGCAGAAAGCAGCAGCAGAAGGUUUGAUGAGCCUUCUUCGUGAAAUGGGGAAAGGUUAUUUAGCUCUGUGCUCGUACAACUGCAGAGAAGCUAUAUAUAUCUUGAGCCACCUACCUUCUCACCACUACAAUACUGGUUGGGUACUGUGCCAAAUUGGAAGGGCCUAUUUUGAACUUUCAGAGUACAUGCAGGCUGAAAGAAUAUUCUCCGAGGUUAGAAGGAUUGAGAAUUACAGAGUCGAAGGCAUGGAGAUCUACUCUACAACACUUUGGCAUCUUCAGAAAGAUGUUGCUCUUUCAGUUCUUUCAAAAGACUUAACAGACAUGGAUAAAAAUUCACCAGAGGCCUGGUGUGCUGCAGGGAACUGUUUCAGUUUGCAACGGGAACAUGAUAUUGCAAUUAAAUUCUUCCAGAGAGCUAUCCAGGUUGAUCCAAAUUAUGCUUAUGCCUAUACUCUACUAGGGCACGUUGUGUUAACUGAAGAAUUAGACAAAGCAUUAGCUUGUUUUCGAAAUGCUAUCAGAGUCAAUCCGAGACAUUACAAUGCAUGGUAUGGCUUAGGAAUGAUUUAUUACAAGCAAGAAAAAUUCAGCCUUGCAGAAAUGCAUUUCCAGAAAGCACUUGAUAUCAACCCUCAAAGUUCAGUUUUACUUUGCCACAUUGGAGUAGUUCAGCAUGCACUGAAAAAAUCUGAGAAGGCUUUGGAUACCCUAAACAAAGCCAUUGUUAUUGAUCCCAAGAACCCUCUAUGCAAAUUUCACAGAGCCUCAGUUUUAUUUGCAAAUGAA
Lynx canadensis (Canada lynx) is the source of this 2462-nucleotide messenger RNA. Its product is annotated as cell division cycle protein 27 homolog. Gene Ontology annotation, molecular function: protein binding. The record is from RefSeq and is a predicted model, not a curated record. NCBI's taxonomy places the organism in Eukaryota, Metazoa, Chordata, Mammalia, Carnivora, Felidae. Gene Ontology annotation, biological process: cell division.